UAAAUUAAUGCGCAUGUAUAUUUUGAUGUAUGUAGAUAUAAAUGUACUUACAUAUGCGUAUACAAAUGUAUUUGUGUGACACAAGAGUGCACCCAUUGUUCACAUGUAUAAAUACCUCCUGUUCACGGCGAACGUCGAAUAGUUACUAUUAUACAUCAAUUGACGUAAGGAGUUUCAUUACGGUCAUAGACAUAAAGCUGCAAUGAUCGGUAUGAGCAAAAUAUUCUAGUAAAAAGCCAAGAAUGGAUAGUGGAUCGCAAAUGACAGAAACGGAGAAAAUAUCAAGCAUGGGAUUCGUAGAGCUUUACGACUUUUAUUGGAAUCAGAAUGCUGAUCCAAGGACAAAUGGUUUACCAUUUAUCGGAUCGCCUGUUAUUAUACCUUCCAUCGUAUCGUUGUACUUAUACUUUGUUCUCAAAUAUGGUCCCGAAUUCAUGAAAGAUAGAAAACCCUACGACUUGAAAACCUUCAUGAAAUACUACAAUGUCUUUCAAAUUAUCGCUAACACGUAUGUGGUGCAGCAAUUCAUCACUGUAGGCUGGUUCACUGAAAUAACCAUGUACUGUGAAAUACCAGAUUUUUCGUAUAAACCUGGACCUCUCAAGUUAACUUACAUAAUGUGGUUAGUAACAAUGUUGAAAUUGAUCCAUUUCGUGGAAACGUUCGUCUUCGUUCUUAGAAAGAAGAAGGAACAAGUCUCAUUUUUGCAUCUAUACCAUCAUGUAACUACGAUCUUAUUAUGUUGGCUUACGACAAAAUAUGUGCCGGUGGCGAUGUCUUCGUUCACUCCACUCGUAAACUGUGGCGUACACGUGAUCAUGUAUACCUAUUACUUCCUUAGCACGUUUGGUUCAAAGUUUCGGAGAGUAUUAGCCACGUAUAAACCAGUAUUGACCAUCGUGCAAAUGGUAAGUGCAAAUUAAAUUUUAAGUUUAAUCAUAACUUAUUUAGUCAAUUUGAAUAUACUAUUUUUCUCGUUACAUCAGGCACAACUUAUAAUUUUACUGAUACAAAAUGUGCAAUCGCUUCUUCCGUCUUGUCCUGUAACAAAAUUACCAGGCACUAUCUCGGCGACCAA
Molecule: messenger RNA, 1078 nt
Organism: Bombus impatiens (common eastern bumble bee)
Lineage: Eukaryota; Metazoa; Arthropoda; Insecta; Hymenoptera; Apidae
Product: elongation of very long chain fatty acids protein 1-like
Exons: 3
Coding region: 243-923 (226 amino acids)
Biological process (GO): sphingolipid biosynthetic process; fatty acid elongation, saturated fatty acid; fatty acid elongation, polyunsaturated fatty acid
Cellular component (GO): endoplasmic reticulum membrane
Molecular function (GO): fatty acid elongase activity
Source: RefSeq, a predicted model, not a curated record